Messenger RNA from Didymodactylos carnosus, 705 nucleotides. The record is from the annotation of a GenBank genome assembly. NCBI's taxonomy places the organism in Eukaryota, Metazoa, Rotifera, Eurotatoria, Philodinida, Philodinidae.
AUGAAAAGCGCAAUAAAGUUUACAGAAAAUCGGACAACAUUUCAGUAUUUUAUCUUCCAAAAUAAAAACAAAACAACAACUGACGGUAUGACAGGUUUAAAUUCAUUAUUUGUUGUUGUUCUUCUUGCUCUGUUAGCUUGCGUUCAUACAAAUGUUCUUCUUGAGCAAUUGCCAACGGCUGCAGAUGAAGAAGUUAGUGAUGCAGAUUUAUUUAAAUUAUUUGGAAAUAAUCGAAAAUUAUCUGACUGUACAGACUGGCACAAAAAAGAACCAGAUCCAAGUGCACUAUUAAUGCAAGUACGAAAAUCGCCCUGUCGCUGUCCGCCGUCAUUCCCGAAAUCCUUUCAUGAUGGUACUGAUGAAUGGACAACUGAUCCUGGUUGUGAUGCUUCUAAACAGCCAAAUACAUGUUCGUAUCAUAUUGGUGCCCAUGGUUGUUAUCGUCAUACAUAUACAUCCAAAGGUCCCGGAACUCAGGCUUGCUAUGACAAAAACGGUGAUUGGAUUGCUGAUCCACGCAAAGGUGCUGGUACUUUGGACAGAUACAAUGCUGUUAAUCAAAAUCUUUUUCAUCUGCUCAAUCAUUAUAACCAUGAUGUUGUUCCAUGGAAUAAUUGUUGCGACGACGCAUCAUUACCAGAAAACAUAUGUGACCUUUAUUAUGAAAAACGACCACCUGGUGAGUGCCAACAUUAUCGGUUUUGA